Molecule: messenger RNA, 18079 nt
Organism: Carassius auratus (goldfish)
Lineage: Eukaryota; Metazoa; Chordata; Actinopteri; Cypriniformes; Cyprinidae
Product: nesprin-1-like
Cellular component (GO): membrane
Molecular function (GO): protein binding
Source: RefSeq, a predicted model, not a curated record
AGUUUCCGUAGCAACUUUACCCUCCCUCCUUCAGGAGCUGCUGAAGCGUGGCGCGUGCGAGGGGCGCGAGCGGCUGCGGCGCGUGCGGCUGAGCGCGGAAAGAGCCGGAAGGCACACAGCAGCGGCGGGCUGCGAGUUGAUGGAUGGAGAAGUGGCGGCACUGGCUCGAGCAAUGCACCGGUGGGAGAGAGCUUCGCUACGAGCUCGAGACGUCCUCGAGACGGCCGUGGCCGCGGCGACAGAGGCCGAGAAAGAGCAGACACGGCUGACAGCGCGGCUGGACGGAGAAAUGGAGAAGCUGGAGGGCCAGCUGAAGGAGUGGAGCGAGGGACUGAGCAGCGCCGAGCGGAGGAAUAGCGGAGCUGCUGCGGUGGAGGGAUGGACGGUCGCCAAGGGUGUUCUGGAGGGGCUUCAGACAGCUGAAGUUAUGGAGGAAAAGCUGAAGGCGCAGCUCAAUGAGCUGUGUGGGUUUUCCAGUGAUCUGGGUCCACAGUCGGACAGAGUCAGCGCUCUUAUUAAGCUACACAACAGCCUAAGCCUACGAGCCUCCCGGGAAUGUCAGAAUACAGAGAAACUGCUGGAACAACGCUUCCGUUCUUCUCUGCAUGAUUUUCGGCAGUGGAUGGUCAAUGCCAACAUCUCUACCGCUAAAUGCUUUGACUCCCCUCAUAGCAUCUGGGAUGCCUACAUUUCUCUCCAGCAGAUCCAGGACUUCAAAAGUGACAAGGAGCAGGGCCAGACCAGACUGAACACUGUCCUGACCUGUGGAGAGCAGCUUAGUAGCGUGGUGCCUGCCGAAAGAGUGGAGGCGAUCAGGACCAAAGAAAAUGCAGCCAAAGAUGACUGGAAGAGCCUGAUGGACAGCUUAGAGAGAAGAGAGACGGCCUUACAGGUCUUGCAGUCUCAGAUGCAGGACUUUGAGGCAAGUGUGGAGCCACUUCAAGACUGGCUGAACAGGACUGAGAUCAGUGUGCAAGAGAGCAGCGCUCGCCUCCACGACCUGCCGGCCAAGAGACUAGAGCUCUCCAAACUUCAGACAUUGCUAGAGGAGAUGCGCUCCAGAGAAUCUGAACUGACAGAGCUGAGAGGGCGAGCACAUGGCCUCUGGGAGGGUCAGGGUGCUGGGAAGAGCUUUGUGCAUCGGGUCUGCCAGCUAGCUGCAUGCUACUUGGCCCUGAGCAACCUGAUUAAGGAGAAAGUGUCAAGAGUAGAACGAGUGGUGGGGGAGCAUCAGCUUUUUUCACAGGGCCUUCAGGAACUUCAGAACUGGGUUUCGGAGUCCCAACAGGUCCUCAAGACCUGCAGAUGCCCCACAUCUGACAAGAGUGUGCUUAUCACCAGAAUGGGCCAGCUCGAGACUUUACUGGCGGCUUGUCAGGGGAGAGAAAUCCAACAGAAGAUGCUCAUCACCAGAGGAGAGUCUGUCCAGAGGAACACCUCGGCUGAGGGUGUACCAGUGGUUCGCAAGCAGAUCCAGGACCUCAAAGACUCCUGGGAAUCACUCUUGUCAACAUCCAUACAGUGCAAGAGCCAGCUGGAAGGUGCCUUGUCACACUGGACAAGUUACCAGGAAGAUGUCAGUCAGUUUGAGUGCUGGAUGGAGCAAGUAGAAGAGAGCCUCGGAAACUCAGACAAACACUACGCUGAAAUGAGGGACAAGACAGCCAAUCUAGGCCGUGCCAAACUCCUCUAUGAGGAAGUUCUUAGCCACUCUAGCCCUUUAGAGACCAUUGCGACCAAAGGUUUCAACAUGACUGAACAUACGGCCACCCAACGGGAGAUCCAGAAACUCAGUGAGAGAUAUACAGCCAUUACAGAUAAGGCCAAGGCUGCUGUCAGUAAGGCAGAAGAAUUGGUUCUGCUCCAUCAAGAAUACCAGCGAGGGCUGCACAUGUUUGAAGACUGGCUGGAGCAGGAGCAGAACAGUUUGGCCCUCCUCACACCUCUGGAUGAAGAUGUAAAUGCUCUGGAGAACACGUUAAAAGAACUACAGAUGCUCCAGUCACAUUGCCCUGAGGGACAUAACUUGCUCCGCUCAGUUCUUGCCAGUCGAGAAAGAGUAAUUCCAUGGGGUUCCCCUCAAAUUGAGGAUCGGGUUCUGGAAACAGCACAGACAGAGUGGCAGGGUUACCAAGACCAGCUCGGCGAGACCAAAGUCCAGGUAGAGCAGGUCCUUGAAAGGGUUCAGGAACUAGAAGGUUUAUUCCAAAGCUUAGACCAGUGGCUGGUUGACAUGGAGCUCAAAGUUAAAGUGAGAAGCCAUCGUUGCUCAGAUGUCACUGCGAAGGAGGCACAGCUACAACACCUGAAGCGGUGGCAGCUUGAGGCUGCCCAGCAUCAGGCUGAAGUGGAAGGCCUUAGUACUCUUGCACAGCAUGACAUAGAAGAUGCUCAUGUCCGUGGUCGGAUCAGUACCAGGGUUACCCAGCUCAGUGCCCGCUACCAUGCCUUGCUCCUACAGAUACAGGACACCCUCAAACAGCUCCAGGUAGAAAUGCAGAAAAUCUCAGAGGCUCAAAAUGCUCUCAGGACCUUCUCUGAUUGGUUGAGCACAGCGAAGAAGAAUUUCAAAAUCGUUACUGAAAGGACAGAGGCUCUCGAUCACAUUACAAUGGAAAAGAAGAUGAAGAGGCUAGAGUCUCUACAGGGGGACAUGGAUGAAGGUCACAGCCUGUUUAAAACACUUCGAGAAAAUGCAGAGCAGACCGUUUGCUUCUUGGAUGACCCUGGAGCAUCCAGACUAGAGAAGGAAGUGCGAACAGGUCGAUCACAGCUCGAAGAGCUUAUUCUGGGGCUACGGGAAGAACAUGCAACCCUGGAAAGGAGCAUUGUGCUCUAUAAAGAUUUCCAAAAGCGCUACAAGUGCCAAAUGCAGUGGCUUGGGGAGACUCGAGCCCUUCUCAGUUCCACUGUUGAACCCAAAGUAGAACUUUAUCAGAGGAAAGCUCAGCUGAACAAGUACAAGGCUGUAGAGCAGAUGUUGCGAUCACGUGAUCCUGCCGUGAGCUCGGUGCUAGAGAAAGGAGAAACUCUGGUGACCCUCCUCCACUCCCCUUCCAUCACAGACAACAUGAUCAGACUACAGGGAGACUACCAGGAGCUGUGUGGCUCAGCAAGGACCCAAAUCCACAGAUUGGAGGCCCAGGUGAAGAAACAGGAAGCUUAUGAUAAAGAUGUACAGGAAAUUGAACGUUGGUUGUUGCAGAUGUCCAGCAGGAUGGUGACUCCUGACCCAUCAUCAGACGGUGGCCUGGAAGCUGCCACUCAGCAGCUAGCCAGACAUAAGACUAUAAUGGAGGAGAUAGCAGGCUUUGAGGUGCAUUUGGAUACACUAAAGGAAAAGGGAGAGGAGUUGUUGUCCGGCUGCAGUGAACGCCUCCAGGCUCGGCUUCGCCAGCAAAUUCAGAACCACCAUCAGGGAGCAAGAGACAGCUACUCUGCCAUCUGCAGCACUGCCCAGCGUGUGUAUCAGAGUCUGGAUCAGGAACUGCAGAAGCAUGUAAGUCUGCAGGAUGCAUUGCAACAGUGUCAGACGUGGCUUUCAAAUGUACAAGAGGAGAUACAGAUUCCUCCACAUGCACCACACUGCCUACAAGAGGCGCUAGCACAGAUGAAGCAGGAUCGAACUCUGCAGGAACAGGCUAGUACCUAUUUGCAGCUGGUGUGCUCCACUUGUGAUCUUUCUGAUGAGAAAGUACGAGAGACGGCUGCUGAGAUACAGCAGGUCAAACUUCAGAUCGAGGAAAGGAUGCUGGAAUCUCAAGAACUAGCAGAUAACUGGAGAGAGAUCAAAGACUUGCGUUCCAACCUUGAGUGUCGUCUUUUUGAGGCUGAACAACUCCUCCAGAGCAUGUUAACGAGGCCAGCUGAGCUCGAGCCAAAGGUUGCUCAGAGCCAGCUGGACCAGGCUCAGGACUUUAUCCAGGAGAUGCGAGCCAGGCAGGUUGAUCUGACCCAGCUGAGAGAGAGCAUCAAUAGGCUAACGGCUGGUCAGGAGUCCCCUGAUCUUAUGGAAGUUGGGCGUCUGCACUGUGCUUGGCUGGAUCUGGGCAGACAGGCUGCACAGCUGCUGGAACAAAAAGAGGAGGAUCUACAGAGGAGCGGGGACUAUCAUGACUGCAUUUGUAUGGUGGAGGAGUUGUUUGACCAGCUGUCCAAGAAAUGGGAUCAGUUGGCCAGGGGAGAUAUUGAAAGCACAUCUGAGUGUCUGGAUGCCUUAAAUAAGUUAUCCACAGACCUGCAGGACCAGAGAUGUGUGCUAGUUGACUUGAGAAAUAAUAGGCAUGGGAUCCUGCCUCGUCUGAGCUUAGAAGAGAGAGACCUGGUCAAGGAGCAGGUGGGUUACCUGGAGCAACAUUGGACCCAGGUGGAAUCCCAUGUCCAGAAGAAAAUCCAAGAUUUAGUGCAGACACUGGAAGAAUUGAGUCAAAUUGAGGACCAUUUGUGCGAGGCUCAAGAGUGGGCUGAGUUGCAGAAGCCAUCCCUGUCUGAAGUGUUCAAGACCAGCCCCCCUCCAGAUUUGGCCCAAAGCUUCCUGUUUGAUCACUUGAGCUUUUGUGCAGAAUUGGAGGCCAAACAGAAGCUUCUGGCAGAGGCUGUGAAAGAUGCCAAUAGCCUUUCCUCUCGGCUCGGUCUUAAUGAAAGUAGGAUGCUGCAGACUUUGGUCCAGGAAGCACAGACAGGAAUAGAAUCACUUGGAACUAAGGCGGCUCAGUAUCGUAAAAGCCUCAGUAAAGUGUUUACAGAACGAACGCAGUUUCUACAAGCCCUUGACAGAGCAGCCGAAUGGAUCAAGAAGCAAGAGCAGAGGGCUCUUGCAGAUGAUCAUGUGGCGCUCCUACCAAAUGUACUGCACAAGCAGGUGUCAACUUGUAAGAAUUUUACCAGCAGCUUAAGAGCAUAUCAGGUGGAGCUUACAUCUCUUUGGGUACAUGGACGAGGAUUAGUGAAGGAUGCAACUGAUGACGAGGAGAAGGAGACCCUUCAGAAGCUGGAGGAGUUGCAAGUUACCUUCGAGGCUUCCUUGCAGAAGAGCACGGAGCAUCUGCAGCAUCUGGAGAAAGCGCUAGUCAUUCGGAAGUACUUUAAAGUGGACCUUGACAGGAUCUGCGAGUGGCUAAAACAAGCAGAGGUCGCUACAUUUCCAAUUAUUGACUUAAGUGGGAAUGAUGAGAAGCUUCACAACCAGCUGACUGAACACCAACAGCUUCUUGAUCAUGCUUCAGAGUAUGAAAACCUUUUGCUCAUUGUCCAAAGGGCAGGACAGGAGAUUCUUCCCACCUUAAAUGAGGUUGACCACUGCUACCUAGAUGAGAAACUCAAUGGCCUUCCACAACAAUAUAAUGACAUGCUGUUGUUAAUCAGAGAGAAAUGCGAAAGGAUCCAACAAGUGCUUUUGGACCGCAGGGAGUUUGAGUCCCUCACUGAUGUCACACGAAAGGCUUUGAAGGAACUUCAGGAGAAAUGUGAUGGUUUAGAGAUGAAGUCACCCAACCAAAGUCUAGAAGAUGUAGAAAGAUUGCAAAACAGUUAUGAAGAUCUCAUCAAAGGUCUUGCAAAUCUCUUUCAGGGGAUGAAAGAUCUUAGGGGUAAAACUCAGGAUUUCUUUGUCAUGGGUCAGGCAUAUGCUCCUGAAGUCAUUGACCAGCUGGUUUAUCUCCAUGGCAGUCUAAACCAGCAGAUCGAAUGUAAGAUGAAACAAUUAAGGAAAACAUUAAAGUUGUUAAAUGACCAUAUAACAGUUACUGAGAAAAUGGACUAUAGCAUCACUAGAUUAAAGGAACAGCUUGGCAAACUAGACUCCAAAGGAGAAGAGGAGACAGAUGCCACGGAGAGAUUAUCUACACUACACAACCUAGCAAAAUUUCUUGAAGAGGUUAGAUCCUAUCCAGAGGGUCUCAAAGCACAAAAUGAUGACCCCAACCGACACUUUGACUCAAAGAUCCUUAAGACUCAGGUUAUCUUCAGAGUGGAACAACUUCUUACUUUCAAGCAAAAGAUUAAUACACACAUAGAAGAAUGUGAGAGAGGUUUUAUGGUAAAUAAGGAUUUUCAAACUGAUAUUAAAGUAUCAGUAGACUGGCUCAAGAGUCUUAGGGAUCAAUUAAGAUGUCCAUUAAUGUUUGAAGAAGCUAAAAUUGAGAUUGUGCAGGAGGAGGUCAGGUCACUGUCAGCACUUCAAGAAGAAAUGAAAUCUAGGUUUAGAGUAUUAGAAUAUGUAACUAAUGAAGAGAAAGAGAAGUACAUCAACGAUCGAAAGCCAUUUCCAAAAAUCUUUGAAACCACUUUAAUGACUAUUCCAGAACUAAAGGAUGAUCUUCAACAAGCUAUCAACACCAAACAGGUGGCCUUGCAGUCUAUUCUGUCUCUACUCCAAAGAUACCACCAUUCCUUGCAAACCCUCCAGCAGUGGUUUGAGGACACUGGUGCUCUACUUAAGCAGGCCCCAAAAGAGGUAGACCUGGAGAAAAUGUCAGACUGCCUCAAGGACUUAGAAAAUAUAACAGGCCGGGAACAGUCCGUCAAGGGUACAAUGCAAGAAAUACAAGAUCUAGUUCCUCAAAUGGGUGACUUUUUGAGCCCUACUGUAAUUAAGCAAAUCCAGCAACAUUGUGAGGAGUCUUAUCAUAAGGGCACAGAGGUCUUCAAGCAGCUAAAAAAACAUCAAGACAACUUGCAACGAAGCAUAACUCAGUGGAGAUCCUUCCAAGAUGAAACAGAUGAAGUUAUCAGGCAGACGAAUGAAAUUGAGAAAAGGAUGAUGGAGUUCACAACUGCCAGAGCAAACUCUGAACAAGAAGCUGAAGACAAGCUCUGUUUAUACCAGAAUAUUGUGUCACAAGUUCAGGGUCUUGAAGAUGCACUGAAUGGACUGAAAGUAAAGGCAGCACAGUUUGUUGAGCCUGACAUAAAAGACACUGCUUCUCGGUCAGUUUGUUCAUUGGGCCAUCGGUGGACUCGGUUGUUUGGUGCUGCUCAAGCUCAGGUGAAAGCCCUCCAGGACUCUGCGUGUAACUGGAGAUGCACCAGGGAGAAGCUGGAGAAAAUGCAAGCUGUCUGUGAGGACCUGCACAGUCGUGUUCCUGACAACAUGGUGGAAAAAGCCUCUAGUAUGGCAGCCCUACACAGUCUUUUGGAGUACCAUGAUUCCUUCAGUCGAGAGGUGGAGAGAGAGAGCAGUGCCCUGAGCCUCCUCAAACACCAUGUGCUCAACCUGUUACUCCAUCCUCAUGCAACUGCUUCCACCACAAAAAACAGCCAAGACAGUCCAUGUCUGCUGGAAAUUCAGAGCAUUCAGGAGAAAUAUGACGAUCUAUUGCAGCAGGUGUGUGCUAGCAGGCAGCAGGUGCAGGUGGAGCUGAGGGAGAGAGAGGAAGUGCUGAGGGAGUUGGGACUGAUGAAAGGGUGGAUUCAGGACACCCAGGGGCUGCUGCUGAGCCCCACUGCAGACCUGGAUAACCUGCUCACUGACCUGGAGACGGCUCAUGGAGGCAUGCGGUCUCACCGCCAGCACCUUGAGCAGAUUGCAGAUUGCCAGCAGAUGAAAUACCAGGACCUCAAUGCCACCCUUCCUUCAGAGAUCAGCGCCCAGCUGGCAGAGGUUACACUGGCUCUGGGUUCUGCAGUAGAUCAGGUGCAGGCACGGGAAAGAGAGGUCCAACAUAGCAGAGAUAUAAAAGAAGACUUUAACUCCAGACUUCAGGAUGUCUCACAGAAAGUCAGACUCAUCUCUUUGAAACUCAAGCAGAAGGCUGUGGAUGUUGAGGAGGCUAAAGAGGAGACAGCGACUCUAUUAGAGGAACUAGAGGAGUGUGGUCAUGCUCUGUCCGAGCUAGAUGUGGCAGUGCAGGAGUUUGGUAAGCAAAAUCCUCUCCUUGCCAAACAGCUGGGCUCCAGCCUGAGUAAACUGACUGAUCUUCAUGCUCAGACCAGCAGACUGGCAGAGGGAAGGACCACAUGCCUUCAGAAGGCAGAAAAGAACUUUGAAGAAUUUAAUGAAAUGCUGAUGUUAACUCUCAACUGGACAGAAAAAGCAGAGACUGUGGUCUCAGCCAACGUCAUGUGGAGUCCAACCUUACAGAUGCAAGAGCAAAUCCAAAACCAUCAGGCCUUAUUGCAAGAGUGGCAAGAUCUCCAAGGGGAGUUUGAGGGUCUGGAGGAGAGGGUUGGACUGCUGGGGGAGGUGGUCCAGACAGAUGCUCUUCACCUGCAGGUGGCUGAACUGAGCAGACAUGCUGAAGAGCUGCAGCAGAGAGCCAAAACAAGACUCCUGAUGCUACAGGAUGCAGCCAAGGAUGUGGGGAGACUGGAGAGUGACGUGAAGAGCCUCCAUCAGUCCAUCGAGAGAGUACAGGAGACUCUGACCUCUCCUGAUCUGGCACGUCUCAGUCUCAGAGAACAGCUGACUCAAAGACAGCUCCUGUUGUCAGAGAUUGAGGGUCAUAGGCAGCAGGUGCAGGCUAUGCAGAUGUGUCAGAGUGUCCUCCGGCUGCCAGAGGAUGUGAUUGCAGCAUUACCACUAUGUGUUACUGCACAAAGUCUGCAGCAAGAGAGCAGCCACCUACAACACAAUACCAUUCAACAGUGCAAUAUAUUACAGGAGGCCUUGGUGCAGUAUGAGAAAUACGAACAGGAAGUCAAGAAACUACAGAGACUAAUUGAAGAAGCACACCAUGUUAUUCAGGACCGUCCUGUUACCACAGGAAACAUACAGGAGCUUCAGACACAGAUACAAAAUCAUGAGGAACUUGCCCUGAAGAUAAAAGGAUAUCAGGAGCAGAUCUCGGCACUGAACUCCAAGUGUAAGAUGUUGACUGUGAAAGCCAAACAUGCUACCAUGCUUCUGACAGUCAACGAUGUUGAUGGACUCUCCGAUGGGUUAGAGGAGCUGGAAGAUGAGGAGGAAGAGAUACCCAAACACCCACCGGCACACUCCUCUGUUGUCAUGAUGACGGCAGGACGUUGCCAUACUCUCCUCUCCCCGGUCACAGAGGAGUCUGGUGAGGAGGGCACCAACAGCGAGGUCUCCUCUCCACCCGCCUGCAGAUCGCCAUCACCCGGGCCUAACACUGAAACCUCUCAGUGUUCAGGGCGAGCUCCUUUAAGCAGAGCCCCACUCCAAGACCUGUAUGACCCCUGCAUGGAGUCAGCCGCCUCAGCUAACCUGGACGACCUACAGCACUCAUGGGAGACUUUGAAGAAUGUGAUCAAUGAGAAGCAGAAGAGCCUAUAUGAAGCUCUGGAGAGGCAGCAGCACUAUCAGGAGACCCUGCAAUCUGUCUCCACAAAGAUGGAAUCCAUUGAGAAAGCACUAAAUGAAAGCUUGGAGCCAAGCAAAAGUCCAGAGAGCCAGAUGGCUGCCCACCAGGCUCUGAUGGAUGAGAUCCUAAUGCUCCAGGAUGAAAUCAGUGCACUGCAGGCCUGCUUCUCCCAAGAGCUACAGUUGGAUGAAGACAGUUUGGAGGCAGAUUCCGGAGAUCAGCUGGCCCUGCAGUCAACCCUCACUGUGCUAGGAGAGCGCAUGGCCACCAUCCACAUGAAGGCCUCCGGAAAGCGCCAACUUCUGGAGGAGCGAUUAAGCGAGCAGUUAGAAGAGCAGAGGCAGGAACAAGCGCUACAGCGUUAUCACAGUGAAGCAGAGGAGCUUGACAGCUGGCUGUUCAGCACACGUGCCACACUGAGCUCCUCUCUCCAGCCACACCCACAGGACAUGGACAUGGAGGAACAGCUGACUGACUGCCAGAACAUGUUACUGGAGAUCGAGCAGAAGGUGCUGUGUCUGUCUGAGCUGUCAGUGCACAGUGAGAGUUUGCUGAUGGAGGGAAAGGCCGGCUCACGGGGAGACGCUGAGCAGCUCUCCCUCAAACUGCACAGCCUCAAAUCCAGCCUGGUGGAGCUACAGCGCAUUCUCCAAGACAAACAGACCCACAUCCAGGGCUCACUUCAGGAGCAGGAGGACAUUGAAUCCGACUCGUCUCUCUCUCAGAGCCCCAAUAUAAUGGAUUGGCUCAGUCAGGCACGAUCCACACGCAACCAACAGCAUCAAGACACAGUGCAAAGACAGAGGGAAUUAGAGGAGCAGCUUGGUGAACAGAAGAAGUUACUGCAAUCUGUGGCAUCUAGAGGAGAGGAAAUUCUCUCACAGAGGACAACACCUAAUGGAGAGAGGACUCCUGCAGAACUUUCUGAAGGGGAUGAUGGUCAGUGGCCUGAGAACAUGAGCACAAAUGAUCAGAUGAGAGUCAGAUGGGAGAACCUGAGCAAAGACCUUAACAACAAACUGCAGCUGUCACUAAACACAAUGGAGCAGACGCCAAGUAACACGCUAUACCAGCCAUUAUUCAGCCCCUGUGGAGUUUUCAGAGGAGAGCAACUGAGUCAGGAUAUCCUGUCACCCCGAAGUCUGUUCGGAGGCUUUAGCCAAGAUUUGGAGGACUUGUCUCAGACAGGUGGCGCUGACAGUAAGCGUGCUCAUGCUCUGAAGAGAGCUCUCUAUGAGGCAGUCUCAUCAGCUUCCUCCUGGCUGGACAGUGCUGAAAACGAGCUUGUAUCUGGCCCAAUAUUACUAUCUGAUGACUCAGAGACUCACCUGGGCCACCUAGAGAGUUUGAGUAAGGAGGUUAAGAAUGUCAACGAGGAGGUGUGUAAAUGUCAGGACGUGCUCGGAGGAACAGAGCAGCUAUGGGAUGGAGAAAGUGUAGAAAGCAUUUUGGUUGAAGAAGUGUUAGAUGGUUUGGAGGCGAGACUGAAGCUGCUGGACACAGUGCUGGAACAGAGAUGUGACUCUAUGAAAGACAAGCUGCGGGAACUCUCUGUUUUCCAGACUGAGUUUAGACUGUUGCUUACUGCAGUCAGCGACUCAAAGUACCAGCUUUUACAGAAAAUGAAUGCAGUUAUGGAUCGGCCUGCUUCUAAACAGAUGGAGAUUCUAGCAGAAGCAGAGGACAGUUUGAGGGAAUAUGAACAGAAAGUUUCUGAGAUGAGGAGCAGAGGAGAGACACUGCAGCCCAACCAGCUCUGGACUCAAGAACUGCUGAAACUACAGGACGCUUAUGAAGAGCUGGUGGAAAUGGUGGGCUCCAAGCGGAGUGAGCUGAACCAGGGUUUGGUUCUGAAGGCUCAGUAUGAGAGAGCUUUACAAGACCUGGCAGAACUUCUGGACACCGCUCAGGACAAAAUGACUGCUGAUCAGAAGAUGAAAGUGGGAUCGGUGAUUGAGGUUCAGAUCCUUCUUGAUAAACACAAGGAGUUCUUCCAGGGGCUAGAGACGCAUGUUGUCUUUACACAGGCCUUCUUCAGGCAGGUCAGUGGGUUGGUGGUGCAGAGGGAGGUCCAGAGUUUGGAAGAGACUGUGGCUCAGGCCCAGGCUGUACUUAAACAGGCUCACAAACGAGGAGUGGAGCUGGAGGGCAUCCUGGAGUGGUGGAGCAGGUUGGUGGGUGACUAUCAGACCCUGUACAGACAGCUGGAGGCAGUGGAAAGCAGCAUCCCCAGUGUAGGCCUGGUAGAAGAGACAGAAGACAGAUUGAGCGAUAGAAUUACUCUGUAUCAGCGUCUGAAGGCCAGUCUCUCUGAGCGGCAGCAGCAGUUGUAUAAGUUGUUGGAGGAUGGAAAGAGGCUGCUUUUACAUGUGUCCUGCUCUGAGUUGGAGAUUCAGCUCACUCAGCUGGGGGAGCACUGGCUCAGCACCACCACCAAGAUCAAUAAAGAGCUACACCGCCUGGAUUCCACCCUCAAACACUGGAUCAGGUAUCAGAGCGAGUCAGCUGAGCUAAGCCAAUGGCUGAGUUCGGCACUGGACCGCCUGGAGUUCUGGAGCACUCAGUCUGUUACAGUACAUCAAGAGCUAGAGACUGUCAGAGACCAUCUUCAUGCCUUCCUGGAAUUCUCCAAAGAGGUAGACGCCAAGUCUUCUUUGCGUGCCUCAGUUCAGAGCCAGGGGAAUCAGCUGCUCCGGUUAAAGAGAGUGGACACGGCAGCACUCAAGGCAAACUUGGCCCAGGUAGACACACAGUGGGCUGAUCUUCUCACUCGUAUCCCUGUGGUCCAGGAGAAACUACAUCAGCUGCAGAUGGAGAAGCUGCCAUCCCGGCAUGCAAUAACUGAACUGAUGAGCUGGAUAUCCCUCAUGGAGAAUGUUAUCCAAGAGGACCAGCAGAAGAUCAUGGGGGCAGUGGGAUCGGAGGCUGUGCAAAUGUACCUUCAGAAAUACAAGGGUUUUCAGAUUGAGCUGACCUGUAAGCAGCUGACGGUGGACUUUGUGAAUCAGUCAGUUCUGCAAAUCAGCAGUCAGGACGUGGAGGGGAAACGCAGUGACAAAACAGACUUUGCUGAGCGUCUUGGGGCCAUGAACCGCCGCUGGCAGAUACUGCAGGGACUCGUUACAGAGAAGAUUCAGGUUUUAGAGGGUCUGCUUGAAAGCAGGUUGGAGUAUGAGAACGUGGUUCAGACCUUGAAGACCUGGUUUAGUUUACAGGAGGAGAGACUCAAAAAGAAGCACAGGAUUGAGGAUGUUUCCUCAGCCCAGAAUGCGCUCAAAGAUUGUCAGGAAAUGGGAGUUUUGGUAAAGGAGAAAGAGAAGGAUCUGGAGAAGGCUGAAGAGAAAGGAUGCUUAUUAAUCCAGGAUAAGAAAGGCGAGGCUGGCUCCGUUAUUAUGGACGCUCUAAAAGGUCUAAACCAGUCUUGGGCCAAUCUGGAUCACAUGAUCGGGCAGCAGACGGUCAGUCUCCGGUCAGUGCUGGAGCAGUGGAGCCUGUAUAAACAAGCAUAUGAGGAGAUUCAGGGCUACCUGAUGGAGGGAUGUUACACCGUCUCUCGUCUGCGUCUUCUCACUGGCUCCUCGGAAGCUGUGCAAGUUCAAGUGGAGAACCUUGAGAGUUUACAAGAUGAGCUGGAGAAACAGGAGACCAGUUUACGAAAACUUGGCUCCAUAACGCAACAGCUGUUGAGGGACUCUCAUCCCUCAGUGAGUGAUUCACUCAACACAGCACUGGGGGACGUAAAUCUCAGGUGGAACAUGCUGCUGGAACAGAUCUCAGAUCAGCUGAGGAGGAGUAAGAGCCUGCUGCAGCUGUGGCAGCAUUACAAAGCACUACAUGCUCAGAGCAGCACUGACAUCCAGAAACUAGAAGAUCAGGUUGAACAGCUACUCAAGAGCGCCACCCACAGGGACAUCACAGAACAGGAAGUGAAGGGUCUUAUGGCGUCUGAGGGAUCCAUAGAGUCUGUCCUGCAGCAGCUGGAGGAGUUUUCAGAGCAGCUGAGGGAACAAGUGGACCCCUCUGCCUUGAUAACCUUCCAUACAGACCAGCUGUCACUCACUCAGCGAUUAGCAACAGUUGGACAUGCCCUCCAAAGACAGCAGUCUCUUCUAGAGGCUGGUGUGAGGAACUAUGAGAGGUUUAGUAAGGAGUUACAUUCUCUGAGCCACUGGUCAGAAGAAGCUGAGAAGGUUCUGAAAGAACCAGACCCAGUCGGUUCUCCAGAUAUCUCUUCUGUUCAUGAACGCAUGGAAAAACUUAAGACCCAAAUGUUAAAGCUGAGCAGUCUUUCUCCUGAUCUGGAACGUUUGAAUGAGUUGGGUUAUCAGCUUCCCCUCAACGAUAAUGAAAUCAAGCAUCUGCAGAACUUAAACAGGAGUUGGUCAUCUAACUCUGCUCAUACCAUUGAGAGAUUCAGUAAACUGCAAGCCCUGGUAUUGCAAAGAGAGAGCUUCUCAGAGAAGUGUGAUGCUUGGGUGACCUUUCUUACCCAAAUAGAGGAGAAACUGGCCGCUGAGAUCUCUGGAAACUACCAGAGCCUGCUAGACCAGCAGAGAGACCAUGAGCUCUUCCAAGCGGAGAUGUUUAGCCAACAACAAAUUCUGUACUCUGUCAUCACUGAUGGACAUCAGCUCCUGAAUCAGGGACAAGUGGAAGACAGGGAUGAUUUUGGCAUGAAACUAGCACUGCUUAGUAACCAGUGGCAAGGUGUGGUGAGGCGGGCCAGGCAAAGACGGGGGAUUAUUGACAGUUUGGUUCGGCAGUGGCAGCGGUACACAGAGCUGAUUGGGAAACUGCGUCACUGGCUGCAAGAAGUGUCAGUGGAACCAGAAGAACAACAACAAGGGGCAACAGUAGCACUACAGCAGAUUCGAGGCAUGUUAGACCACAUACAGCUGAAGGAGCGUGUGCUCCAGAGGCAACAGGGCAGCUACAUCCUCACAGUGGAGGCCGGGAGGAAUCUCCUCCUGUGCGCUGACGCCAGAACGGAGGCCUCACUUCACACUGAGCUGACUGAGAUGCAGGAGCACUGGAGAACAAUUAACAUCCGUCUCGACGAGAGGAAGAAAGAACUGCUUUCUUUGUUAAGGGACUGGGAUCAGUGUGAAAAAGGAAUUUCUGCAUCACACGAGAAGCUGAGGGACUUUACAAAGCUCUCUGUGCCUUUACCCGACCACCAUGAGGAGCUGCACACAGAACAGAUUCGCUGCAAGGAAUUGGAGAGCAGUGUUGAAGGCUGGACUGAUGAUGUAGCCGGGCUGUGUAUUCUGAGGGAGUCUCUCUCCGGGGGGCUCAGUGCUGAUGACCUCACAGUCUUACAGGAGAGACUUGUACUACUCCAGAGACAGUGGGAGGAGACCUGUCACCAGCUGUCCCUGCGCCGGCAGCAGGUGAGCGAGAGGCUGAACGAGUGGGCCCUGUUCAAUGAGAAGAACAAAGAGCUGUGUGAGUGGCUCACACAAAUGGAGAGCAAGGUCUCACAGAACGGUGACAUCAGCAUUGAGGAGAUGAUUGAGAAACUCAGGAAGGACUAUCAGGAAGAGAUCUCAGUUGCUAAAGAGAACAAGUAUCAGCUGGAACAGAUGGGGGAGAGAUUGGCUCAGGCCAGCCAUGAAAGCAAAGCUGCAGAAAUCCAGUACAAACUCAGCAAAGUCAAUGAGCGUUGGCAGCAUCUGAUUGACCUUAUAGAAGCAAGGGUAAAGAAGUUGCGGGAGACACUGGUGGCUGUGCAGCAGCUUGAUAAGAACAUGAGCAGUCUGCGCUCAUGGCUGGCAAACAUUGAGACUGAACUCUCACGACCCAUCGUCUAUGAAACCUGUGACUCACAUGAGAUCCAAAGAAAACUUAACCAGCAACAGGAUCUGCAGCGUGACAUUGAGAAGCAUAGCACGGGUGUGGCCUCAGUGCUGAACCUGUGUGAGGUGCUGCUGCACGACUGUGACGCCUGUGCCACAGAGACCGAGUGUGAAUCCAUCCAGCAGGCCACACGCAGCCUCGAUCGCCGGUGGAGAAACAUCUGUGCUGUUGCCAUGGAGAGGAGGCUGAAGAUUGAGGAGACGUGGAGGUUGUGGCAGAAGUUUCUGGAUGAUUACUCCCGUUUUGAAGAGUGGCUGAAAGUGUCAGAGAGGACAGCAGCUCUGCCCAACUCUUCUGGAGUGCUGUACACCGUUGCUAAAGAGGAGCUGAAGAAGUUUGAGGCAUUUCAGAGACAGGUACAGGAGUGUCUGACCCAACUAGAGCUGAUCAAUAAGCAGUAUCGAAGGCUAGCACGUGAGAACCGCACAGACUCAUCCUGCCAUCUACGACAAAUGGUGCAUGAUGGGAACCGGCGCUGGGAUAUUCUCCAGAGGAGAGUAGCUGCCAUCUUGCGCCGACUCAAGCAUUUCAUUGGUCAGAGAGAGGAGUUUGAAACAGCCCGGGAUGGUAUUCUGGUAUGGCUGACUGAGAUGGACCUGCAGCUCACCAACAUCGAGCAUUUCUCAGAGUGUGACGUUCAGGCCAAGAUCAAACAACUAAAGGCAUUCCAGCAGGAGAUCGUUCUGAACACGGGUAAGAUGGAGAGUGUGUUUGGGCAGGGGGAGGUGCUGAUGGAGAAGAGUGAGCCUCUGGAUGCUGCUGUCAUAGAGGAGGAGCUGGAUGAGCUGCAGAGAUACUCUAGGGAGGUGUUCGGUCGGGUGGAGCGCUACUACAGGAAACUCACACGCCUGCCGCUAACCGAUGAUGAGUGUGAAGGCUCAGAUCGUGAAUUCGAGUCAGGUGACCUCUCAGACCUUCAGUGGGGUGAGGAUGGUGCUAUGUCCCAGACUUCUAGCAGACCACCUUCAGCUGGGACUGUUCCUAUUCACACAAACGGCUCCGGCCGGGACACCCCUGCCAGUGUAGACUCCAUCCCUCUAGAAUGGGACCACGACUAUGACCUGGACCCCAUGGGCCAUUCCAUGUCUGCACAACAGGGCAGACAAAAAGAUGAGGAUGAGGAGUUACUGUGUUUGGCCACUGCAGCACUUACAGACGUAGUGAUUCCUGAGAGCCCUGAAGCUUAUAUAAAACUAACAGAAAACACAUUGAGGUCCUCCUCUGGUGAAGCAGUUCGAUUAUUAGACAAUAUAAUGGACACCAGCCACUACAGCCUCCAGCAGACAGAUGGCACUAUGGGUGGCCAUGACACCUCUCACAUGGGCUAUUCCGCUGAUUCAGAUCACAAAGAGAGAGAAAACCUGGUGCUAUGGCAAAAGAUGACCUCUGACCUGGACGCCAUGGAGGCGUGGCUCGGACAGGCUGAGGCGGAGUUAGAAGAACUGAGAAGGAAAGAUCUCAGUGCAGAUAUACACACUAUUGAGCAGAGGAUUAGAAAACUCCAGGAGUUAGAGAAGGCAAUGGAUUCCCAUAAGUCCAAAGUACUGUCCAUCAACUUAAACAGCGUAACACUACUCCAGUCAGACUCAGAGGAGAGCCAGGAUCUACAAGUGAAACUGAAAGAGAUGAACUCACGCUGGGAUCGACUGGGAAAAUCACUUAAGGAUUGGAGAACAGCACUUCAGGAUGCUCUGAUGCAGUGUCAGGAGUUCCAUGAGCUGAGUCAUGGUCUUCUUCUCUGGCUGGAAAACAUCGACCGCCUGAGAAAUGAGAUUAUCCCAAUAGCACCAGGGCUAGAUCGGCCUACACUUCAAGCUCAUUACAGAGCACUAAAGCACACCCAGCGGGAGCUGCUGGAGACGGAGCAGAAGGUGGACAGUCUGCAGAAGCUCUCAGGACAGAUGCUGGUGCAGGCACAUGGCGGCAGGUGUCUGGAGGCCCAGGAGAGGGUGCAUGUCAUCGGGAACCGUCUGCAACUGCUCCUGAAAGCUGUGGCCACUGACAUUGAACUGCUAGAAAACGAACUCCAGGCUUCUGGGAACAGACAGAUCGAUCUACAAGAUGCGACCCUCUGGUCUGUUACGGAUGACACCGAUACUUCUGGAUUGGCCAGGCCUGUUUCAGAGCUGCGAGGCAAAUGUAGUGUGUCAGAAGCAGGAUCGUCAGCCAGACUUCCACGUCACAGGUUGCCCAGCGGUUCUGGCUGCGUUUCGUCUCUCUCUGGUUCCUCCGGGUCACAAGGUGGCGCUGGUGUGGCUCGUUGUCAGCCCUUUCUGCUGCGGGUGCUCAGGGCAGCUCUUCCUCUGCAGCUCCUGCUGCUUCUCAUAGUGGGCUUGACCUGUCUGGUGCCCACGACUGAGCAGGAUUACAGUUGUACCCAUGCAAACAAUUUUGCCCGGUCUUUUCAUCCCAUGCUCCGCUACAUGAACGGCCCACCGCCUGUAUGAGCAGGAGGACACUUUAGGAAUGCCUUCACAGAAUGGACUAGUCUUAUCCAAAGCUGAUUGUACUUGUUCCUGUUCAGUUACUGCUGCUAAUUUCAUUUUUCACUAAACAGAGUACUAUUGAACUCAUUGCAAUGUAGACUACUGUUGGACAGCCAAACUGGUAAACCUUUUCUGUUCCAAGGAAACCGAUGAAAAACUAUAGAAUUGUAUAUAAUUCUGUACUUAAUAGCACUGACAUAAGCAUAAGGUACUGCACUUAUACCGACCAAGAAAAUGGCUAAGGAAAGUGUUUUAUUUUUAUUUUUGUAUUAUUUAAAACUGUAGAAAAAAAGUUAUUUUGAAUAUUAUUUAAAUGAUAUUUUACAUGGCAUUUCAAAUUUUGUUUUUAUUUCAUGGCAUGGAGUUCACUUUUUUUUAUUGUCCAGAUAUGUAAAACAGUCCUUUAUGUAGCUCUAUGGGAGAAGUGUGCUUUUUAUAACAUUUAUCUACUUACUGUGUUAUGACAAUGACAGUGUG